This is a messenger RNA of Symbiodinium sp. CCMP2456, 357 nucleotides long. NCBI's taxonomy places the organism in Eukaryota, Dinophyceae, Suessiales, Symbiodiniaceae. The record is from the annotation of a GenBank genome assembly.
AUGAGUUCCCUGAGAGCCGCCGUGAUCGGCGUAGCGGCGUUCUGCGUUGCCAGCGUUGCUUACGAGGCCUUCGUGUCGCCAGCGGCUCGACCCGCACCUCUCGUCGCCGCUAAGUCGGCGGCGUCCUCGGCACCACCCGCUGCGGCCGCUGGUUGGGGCCUGGCUGCUGCAGGACUUGCUGUGGGAGCUCACGCCGGGCUGGCGGUGGCCUUCCGCGCCCGCGCUGCGCGCCAAGCCGAGACCAAGCCGGCAGAGAAGUCCAAGUACGUCGAGACGGUCGCAGACGAGCGCCUUUUCGAGCAGGUCUACCUGCAGUACACCUCGGAGUACCUCAAGGGCCCGCUCUACUGGCACCGG